GGGUUCCCACACCUAGCGAGGCCACGGGUGUGGUGUUGCGGGUCUCCAGGAGCCCCUAGGGAUUCUGCAUGCAGAGCUUUCGGCCUCCAAAUAAGUACAAGCCAAAAUCCCUGGAUACUAGACAAACAAACAUAAGAAGACCCUGAAAUGUGUGGAAAAGGCAGAAUGACAAAAGACAUCAAGACCCAAGGAAUAACAUGAUGCAGAUCCCAGACACAUUAAGGCAUACCAGGUGGCAGAGACUAGGAAAAGGCAAUUCGAAACAGAUAUUAGAUGCUACAAGGGCUCUCCAGGCAUGGCCGCAGAUUGAAAAGAGGACAUGCUGGCAUGGUCAUGCUGGAGGAGGACUCCACACAGACCCAAAAGAAGGGUUAAAAGAUGUUGACACUAAAAAAAUCAUAAAAGCAAUGCUUUCUUAUGUGUGGCCCAGAGACAGGCCAGAUCUACGAGCUAGAGUUGCCAUUUCCCUGGGAUUUUUGGGUAGUGCAAAGGCCUUGAAUAUUGUGGUUCCUUUCAUGUUUAAAUAUGCUGUAGACAGCCUCAACCAGAUGUCGGGAAACAUGCUGAACCUGAGUGAUGCCCCAAAUACAGUUGCAACCAUGGCAACGGCAGUUCUGAUUGGCUAUGGUGUAUCAAGAGCUGGAGCUGCCUUUUUUAAUGAAGUUCGAAAUGCAGUGUUUGGCAAGGUAGCCCAAAAUUCUAUCCGAAGAAUAGCCAAAAAUGUCUUUCUCCAUCUUCACAACCUGGAUCUGGCUUUCCACCUGAGCAGACAGACAGGAGCUUUAUCGAAGGCUAUUGACAGAGGGACAAGGGGUAUCAGUUUUGUCCUGAGUGCUUUAGUGUUUAAUCUUCUUCCCAUCAUAUUUGAGGUGUCUCUUGUCAGUGGUGUCUUGUAUUACAAAUGCGGUGCCCAGUUUGCAUUGGUGACCCUUGGAACGCUUAGUGCAUAUACCGCAUUCACAGUGGCUGUCACACGGUGGAGAACUAGAUUUAGAAUAGAGAUGAACAGAGCGGAUAAUGAUGCGGGUAAUGCUGCCAUUGAUUCGCUGCUAAAUUAUGAAACUGUGAAGUAUUUUAAUAAUGAAAACUAUGAAGCCCAAAGAUAUGAUGGAUUUUUGAAGUCAUAUGAGACUGCUUCACUGAAAAGUACUUCUACUCUGGCUAUGCUGAACUUUGGUCAAAAUGCUAUUUUCAGUGUUGGUUUAACGGCUAUAAUGGUGCUUGCCAGUCAGGGAAUUGUGGCAGGUACCCUAACUGUUGGAGAUCUAGUAAUGGUGAAUGGACUGCUGUUUCAGCUUUCAUUACCUCUCAAUUUUCUGGGAACUGUAUAUAGAGAAACUAGACAAGCACUCAUAGACAUGAACACCUUGUUUACUCUACUCAAAGUAGACACCCGAAUUAAAGACAAAGUAAUGGCAUCGCCCCUUCAGAUCACACCACAGACAGCUACAGUGGCCUUUGAUAAUGUGCAUUUCGAAUACAUUGAGGGGCAGAAAGUCCUUAGUGGAAUAUCUUUUGAAGUCCCUGCAGGAAAAAAAGUGGCCAUUGUUGGAGGUAGUGGGUCAGGGAAGAGCACAAUAGUGAGGUUGUUAUUUCGCUUCUAUGAGCCUCAAAAGGGUAAUAUUUACCUUGCUGGUCAAAAUAUACAAGAUGUGAGCUUGGAAAGCCUUCGGAAAGCAGUGGGAGUGGUACCUCAGGAUGCUGUCCUUUUCCAUAAUACCAUUUACUACAACCUCUUAUAUGGAAACAUCAAUGCUUCACCUGAGGAGGUGUAUACAGUGGCAAAGUUAGCUGGACUUCACGAUGCAAUUCUUCGAAUGCCACAUGGAUAUGACACUCAAGUAGGGGAACGAGGACUCAAGCUUUCAGGAGGAGAAAAGCAAAGAAUAGCAAUUGCAAGAGCCAUUUUGAAGGACCCCCCAGUCAUUCUCUAUGAUGAAGCCACUUCAUCAUUAGAUUCGAUUACUGAAGAGACUAUUCUUAGUUCCAUGAGGGAUGCAGUCAAACACAGAACUUCUAUUUUCAUUGCACACAGAUUGUCAACAGUGGUUGAUGCAGAUGAAAUCAUUGUCUUGGCCCAGGGUAGAGUAGCAGAACGUGGUACCCACCAUGGUUUGCUUGCGAACCCUAGCAGUAUCUAUUCAGAAAUGUGGCAUACACAGAGCAGCCGUAUGCAGAGCCAUAACCCCAAAUGGGAUGCAAAGAAAGAAAAUAUGUCCAAAGAGGAGGAAAGGAAGAAACUACAAGAAGAAAUUGUCAACAGUGUGAAAGGCUGUGGAAACUGUUCCUGCUAAGGCACAUGAGACAUUUUCUUUUCUUUUUCUUGACCACAUAUUUGCACUGAAGCAGAAUUGUUCUAUUAAAAAAAAAAUCACACAUUC
This is a messenger RNA of Talpa occidentalis (Iberian mole), 2381 nucleotides long. RefSeq names its product ATP binding cassette subfamily B member 7 (gene ABCB7). Gene Ontology annotation, cellular component: mitochondrial inner membrane. The transcript has 17 exons. Gene Ontology annotation, molecular function: ATP binding; ABC-type transporter activity; ATP hydrolysis activity. Gene Ontology annotation, biological process: intracellular iron ion homeostasis; transmembrane transport. NCBI's taxonomy places the organism in Eukaryota, Metazoa, Chordata, Mammalia, Eulipotyphla, Talpidae. The coding region runs from base 198 to 2294 and encodes 698 amino acids. The record is from RefSeq and is a predicted model, not a curated record.